AUACAAUCGACUUGUAACGAAAAUGUUACUAUUUCUACUGAUUCCGUUUACCACUACGGCUACUACCGCAAUACUUUGUUAAGUGAUUCUGAACCACACCGGUCGUCCGGUUUUGGCAUUACAUUCCGUUUGAUUUACAUGAUAUUAAAAAUUAUAAACAUUAGUUUGUUUCACACUCCAUAAACGUAAUUAAUUUUCGUUCAUCCAAAUGAAUGAUUCCGAAGUAAACAUUUCGGCCUUCGAUGUAAAUGACAAAACACCGAUACUAGGAUCUCCAUUAAACAAAAAUGCAAGAUUACUGUCAAAACGAUGUCUUAUACUAGUUCUAGUUGGUGUCUUGUUAUUAUUCGCUGUUAUAGUUGCGGCCAUAGUCAUAUUUUCACAAUACUAUGAUUCCAAUACUAGAACCCCCGACCCAGAAUUUCCGUUGCCACCGUCAAGUAUGCCAAUGGGCUUGUACCGAAAAGUCGGUGUCGUCUCAAACGGUGGACCGUGUGCACAAAUCGGAGUGGACGUUAUAUCGAAAGGUGGAAAUGCCGUAGAUGCCGCAAUAGCCACAAUUUUAUGUGACGGCGUCUUAUGUCCUCAUCAAAUGGGUGUCGGUGGAGGUUUUAUAAUGAGUUUCUACAAUGCUACGACCAAAAAAAUAAUGUCGAUCAAUGCACGUGAAACAGCUCCAGCCGCAGCAACAACAAACAUGUUUGUAAAAGAUCCAAAUAGUUCUAUAAACGGAGGUUUGGCUGUUGGAGUUUUAGGAGCAUUUAAAGGUUAUUCAGAAAUUUAUAAAUUAUACGGUGGUGGAGUUCCAUGGGAAUCACUUUUUGAACCAACAAUAAAAUUAUGUGAAGAAGGCAUAAAAAUCAGUAAACAUCUAGAAAUAAGUUUGAAGGAUGAUGUAGAAGUUAUAAAAGCUGAUCCUAUGCUUAGAGAAACAUUUUUUGAUGAAAGUACUGGACGUUCAAAGAAAAUUGGAGAAAUUUACACGUUACCAAAAUUGGCAGAAACAUUAAGAAUCGUAGCAAAAGAAGGGGUAGAUGCCAUUUAUAAUGGAUCAUUAACAUCAAAAAUAGUAGACGAUUUAAAAGAAGUAAAUGGUAUUAUUACAAAAGAAGAUUUAGCAAAUUAUUAUGUUGAAAUCGAAGAAGCUUUUGCCGUAAAAUUAAAGAGCGGAUAUACGAUACACGCAGGGCCACCUCCUGGUUCUGGUAUAAUAUUAGCAUUUAUUCUCCGUAUAUUGGACGGAAUUUUACCAGCGCCCAAUGCUGGCUUAGACGCACACCGAUUGGUGGAGGCGUUCAAAUUUGGAUACGGUGAAAGAACCCAUUUAGGAGAUCAUAAAUUCGUAAACGUGUCUCAAAUUUACGAUAAAGUGAAAUCGGACAGUUACAUAAAAAGUAUACAAAGUAAAAUGUCUGAUAAUUUUACUUCGGGAGACCCUAAAUACUAUGGAGCCGACUUUUAUAUGCCAAAUAAUCAUGGAACCGCCAACUUGGCUGUAAUCGAUUCAAUGGGAAACGUUGUCGUGUGCACUAAUACAAUCAAUACACACUUCGGCAGUGGCUUCAUGUCUCCAAACACCGGUAUUAUUUUUAAUAACCAAAUGAAUGAUUUCUCGACACCGGGAGUCUCCAACCAUUAUGGAAUCCCAUCUUCGCCGUCUAAUUUCAUAAAACCGGGCAAACGACCAAUGUCUUCCAUGUGUCCAACUAUAUUUACCGACGAAAAUGGUGAUUUCGUUCUCGCGGCAGGAGCGGCAGGAGGUUCGAAAAUCACUCUUGCUACUUCCUAUGCAUCCGCUCUAAAACUGUGGUACAAUAAAACACUGAAAGAAGUAAUAGAUAAACCUAGAAUUUAUCACCAGCUUAUGCCUAUGCAAGUUCAAUAUGAAUACGGAACGACUAAGGAUGUUGUACAAAAACUUAAAGAUAUUGGUCAUACUGUAAUGAGAUUGAAAGAUAAUGGAGGUUCAGGUGGUUCAGCAGCAUCAGCUAUUGCCAGGACUCCGUCAGGAAUGAUCGAGGUUAUGCCAGAUUUCCGUCGAAAAGGAAAUUCGUCUGGAUAUUAAUAAAGUCAUAUUAAUUUAUUGUUCCAAUCAUGAUAAUGAAUGAUUAAAAUUAUUUUUUAAUUUACUA
Messenger RNA from Rhopalosiphum padi (bird cherry-oat aphid), 2132 nucleotides. RefSeq names its product scoloptoxin SSD14-like. Gene Ontology annotation, biological process: glutathione catabolic process. Gene Ontology annotation, molecular function: glutathione gamma-glutamate hydrolase. Gene Ontology annotation, cellular component: plasma membrane. The transcript is spliced from 10 exons. The record is from RefSeq and is a predicted model, not a curated record. The coding region runs from base 209 to 2065 and encodes 618 amino acids. Lineage: Eukaryota; Metazoa; Arthropoda; Insecta; Hemiptera; Aphididae.